Messenger RNA from Prunus armeniaca (apricot), 1650 nucleotides. The record is from the annotation of a GenBank genome assembly. NCBI's taxonomy places the organism in Eukaryota, Viridiplantae, Streptophyta, Magnoliopsida, Rosales, Rosaceae.
AUGUCUGAGAGUGAAGAGGCCAGUGAGUAUGUUUGUUCUGAAGAUGAGGGUUCCCAGACAGAGGGUUUGGUAGAAGGGCUUAUAGAAGCUAGGAUGGUAGUUCAUGAGGGUGAGAUGGAUGGGCCAUCAGUAGAGUCUGGGUCAGAGGUAUAUAGGGAGAUGCAGAAGAAGUAUAAAGUGAUAGAGGCCAUUGUUGAUCGGGUUCUAGCUUUGGCACAUACAUCGGAGGUGGGCUCGAGCAAUCAGACAUCACCAUCAGGAUCUGGGGUGGACAUCCGGGUUGGUGUCCCGUUGGCGAAGCGGAAUACGCUUAUAGAAGCAAAGUUGGUUGAGCUUCUGACAGAUUAUAGUGUGCCACCCUAUGUGGGUCUGAGGUUACCCAGUGCUGCGGAUGUAGUGAGAUAUCCUCCGGAGGGUUCAGUUAUGAUUUUCACGGAUAUGUACCAGCAUGGCCUCAAACUACCGUUUCAUCCUUGGCCAACAUUUGAGCAGUUUAUGUACCUGUAUUCGAUCUCUAAGCAACAUGGAACCUUUGGCUGGGUACAAGCCAAUUGCAGGAAGGCAAAGGAGAUAGUGUCUUCCAGGGAAGAUCGUCUCCAGUCUAUAGGUUCCGUGAAGUGGGGACCGAUCUCCAAGGAGUGGGAGGCCGAGGUUGAGAGGGUGAGGUCACUGUUGUCGGAGACCCAGUGCCAGUGCAAAAACCUAGUCACCCAGAAGAAUCUGUACGAGUCUGGACUCUUGCAAGGGAUGGCAGGUAUCAUAAGGGGAAGCACGAAGGUGGCCAUGGAUCUUAAUGAUCCCGAGAUGCAGAAACGGCUGAGGGAGUCUCGGGCCAAGAGGGUGGAGAAGGGAGGUGCUCAGCAGGCUGCUGGGAGGCGUCCCAGAGAUGAUGAAGGCAUGGUUUCCGAUGUGCUAGGAAAGAAGAGAGCGCUGGAGGAAGCGCACCGGAGCAUGAUGGGGACACGGCUGAGGCUUCCUCCCUUUGAUCCGCAGGCACUGCCGAAGCUCCCCUUCGGUAUGGAGGACGUUUAUGCCGAAGGGGUGGAGAAAGUGGACUUCUCCAGGCUGUGUCGGCAGAAGAAGGAGAGUGACCCAGAGGUUUUGGCGAGGACACCUGCUACCUCUUAUAUAGAUCAGGCCCAGAAGACGCUCCUUACCCAGGCCUAUGCUUAUGGCGAGAUGUACGUGAAUAUGGCCAAGGCAGAUAAGGAGAUCCAGAGGUUGAAGAGGCCCAAUGAGAUGGCCAAGGAUAAGAUAGCGGAGGCGCAAGAGGCCAUCCAAGAGAAGAACACCUUGGUGCUGCAGAAAGCAGCGAUGGCCAAGGAGAUGGAAGAGCUGAAGCAGUCGAGGGCCGAAGAGGUAGCUACUGCCCGAGUCGAAGCGAUCAAGUCGUUUCGGGGUUGGGAGGAGCUUUGGGGCUACAUCAUGGAUCAGAUAGUGGCGAUGCAACUGCGUUGGGAGGAGAGGGUGGCGAUGUUCAACCCUUCGGUGGAGAUUAACUUUGACACGAGUGGCGAGCCUCCUUCAUCUAGUCCCACCACUGAUGCCGCUCCAGAGCCAGAGCCAGAGCCAGACUUUCGACUUCCUCUGGAGCAAAACAUAAUCAAAUGGACAAAUUUUGGAGUAAUUCCAGUUGGAGGACGUUCGUGA